Messenger RNA from Suillus fuscotomentosus, 693 nucleotides. RefSeq lists its product as uncharacterized. The annotation marks the transcript as partial. The record is from RefSeq and is a predicted model, not a curated record. NCBI's taxonomy places the organism in Eukaryota, Fungi, Basidiomycota, Agaricomycetes, Boletales, Suillaceae. The transcript has a single exon.
ACUCCCGGGUGUCCCGUAUUCCCUUUGUCUCAAUGGACUCUCCUCCUCGAAGGGAGAGCGCCAGAUCUUGAAAAAGUCUUAUCGGGACACUAUUCCACUUCCAUUGAUCCAAAACAAUCUCAACCCCUCGGAAAGGGUUUCGAAAUCACCUUGUCGCAACCUACCACAACUCACAAAGUUAAAACUUACGGAGACUGGAGUAUUGCCACGGAUCUCUGGGUUGAGGCGCUCUCUUUCAUCAUGCCCUGGAAAGAGUCAGAGUUACGAGGAUACAAAAGAUACAUGUCCGGUUUUUUUGUUGAUGUCCACUACAAUCUCCACUCCCGAAUCCUCAACUUUGAUAAAGCAUGUCGCCUCAAAAUUGAAGGUCAAAAGUACUUACAGUUCAAUGCCAUCACCGAGUUCCGUCGACUUGAAGUCUCUCACCUCUCGUCGCUCGGAAUGGUCGCAUUCUCUGACCUUCAACAAUUAUCCUCCUCCUCCUUCUCAGGUGAGAAAUCAUUUGGAAAGGGAGGAGGAACAGGGAGGAAGUCGUCACGCUCAGAAUCGUCCGGACGUGGAGAACCUUGUCACAACUGGAACCGCAGGGCUUGUGAUAAAGCCACCAACGAGUGUCCCCGGUUCCACGUCUGCAGCAAGUGUCGAGGAGGUCACAAACGGGGAGAAUGUCCCCUGGCAAAGAAUUCUAAAUGA